ACAAUAAAUUCGGUUUCUCAGCGUCGUUGUUGUUUUCUUUCGUUGUUUAUUAUAAGCAUUAUUAAAAAUCGAUGAAACCGUACUUAGAUUCGUUUAGUAUACCUAUAAUGAGAAGCUAAUUGAAUUGGGUUUUUUAUAUAUUACUUAAUUAGACCAAAUCAUGAACUUAGAAUUACUUGAAUCGUUUGGUCAAAAUUAUCCAGAAGAGUUUGAUGGCACAUUGGAUUCCAUUUCCCUUGCUGCGACGUGCGCCUUCAACCGUCGCGGCACUCUUCUGGCAGUGGGUUGUAACGAUGGAAGAAUAUUCAUCUGGGACUUUCUUACUAGAGGCAUUGCUAAAUCUAUAUCGGCACAUGUUUAUCCAGUGUGUAGCUUGAGUUGGUCAAGAAACUGUAAAAAGUUACUCUCAGCAUCCACAGACCACAAUGUAUGUAUUUGGGAUGUUCUCUCCGGUGAAUGCGAACAACGGUACAGAUUCCCAACACCGAUAUUACGUGUACAGUUUGAUCCUAGAAAUGAUAAGAGAUUCCUUGUAUGUCCAAUGAGACAUGCUGCUUUGUUGGUUGAUACCGACGGUGAACAUAAAAUUCUGCCCAUUGAUGAAGAUGGUGAUACGAAUGUGAUAGCGUCAUUUGACAGGCGAGGUGACUAUGUGUAUACAGGGAAUGCGAAGGGUAAAAUAUUAAUACUCGACUCACAACAGCUAACAGUGAAGGCGAGCUUCAAAAUAACCGUCGGUACUUCAAGCACUACCGGCAUAAAGAGUAUUGAGUUUGCCCGACGAGGAGACUGUUUCCUUGUAAAUACAUCCGACAGAGUGAUCAGAGUUUACGACGCCAACACGGUUGUGAAGUGUGGUGUGAACGGGGAACCGGAACCGAUACAAAAGCUACAAGAUCUCGUCAAUAAAACUACAUGGAAGAAGUGCUGUUUUUCUGGAGACGGUGAAUACAUCUGCGCGGGAUCAGCUCGCCAGCACGCGCUUUACAUAUGGGAGAAGUCCAUAGGGAACCUCGUCAAGAUACUCCACGGAACUAAAGGAGAACUGCUCUUGGAUGUUGUGUGGCAUCCCGUCAGACCCAUCAUAGCUAGCAUAAGCGCUGGCGUGGUGUCAAUAUGGGCUCAGAAUCAAGUGGAAAAUUGGUCCGCGUUCGCUCCGGACUUCAAGGAGUUGGAUGAGAAUGUGGAGUAUGAGGAGAGGGAGAGUGAGUUCGAUGUGGAAGACGAGGACCGCUCCGUGGACCAGGGCGCGGACAGCAGAGACGACGAGGAAGUAGAGGUGGAUGUGACCACGUGUUCCGCUGUGGCCGCCUUCUGCAGCUCAGACGAAGACGCCGAGGACGACACGCUGCUGGCCUUCCUGCCGAUAGCACCGGAAAUAGAGGAUCCAGAGGACGGUUGGGCGGCGACUCAGGAGACGGUGACCCCGAGCGAGACCCCCGAGAAACUGGAACCGGCGGCGAAGAGGCCCAAGAGUAAGACCUACGACAUAUCGCUGAAGAUAGCGCCCCAGGAACAACCGCUCAGCUUCGGCGGCAAGAACAAGCAGGCGGCGGGGAACAAGAAGCUCGCGGGCAGACCAAGGAAAUAAACAUAUACACUGCCCA
Messenger RNA from Danaus plexippus (monarch butterfly), 1607 nucleotides. It is a transcript of the gene Rbbp5, whose product is annotated as retinoblastoma-binding protein 5 homolog. Gene Ontology annotation, cellular component: Set1C/COMPASS complex. Gene Ontology annotation, molecular function: protein binding. The record is from RefSeq and is a predicted model, not a curated record. Lineage: Eukaryota; Metazoa; Arthropoda; Insecta; Lepidoptera; Nymphalidae. The transcript is spliced from 10 exons. The coding region runs from base 161 to 1591 and encodes 476 amino acids.